GAUGCUCGGUAUUGUAUUUCUCAGCGUCUGAGGUCAUUCUGACGGGAUAUCAAAAUUGAGAAGUUUCUGUCACUCUGUAUCUUUGACGCAAAUUGUCAAAGGUUUGAAAGCAAUGGGCAGAAAGAAACUGCAAUGCAAAUGUAUGACGUGUUUGGUUAGUAGAUGAGACUGAAACAUAAACAAAAACACUUUCGAAGCGUUGUUAAGUGUCAGGUGUAAAUUGGUUUCGUUUCGCAAUGACCAGCAGAUGAUAGAUCAACAUGUCUGUCAGCAGGUGACGACUUUGAUGGAAGAAAGAAUAUUUGAGUGUUUUUAUUAAGAGACAAGAAAUGUCACCGUAUUGAGCUAAUUGUACAUGAGAAAUCUGUAAUCUGGACGCUAUGGCAGAGAGGUGUUCUGUCAGAACCGGGCUGGCUGUGGGAUAGCAUCUGGAGGGGUCUGCACUUUGGUUUGCACCAAAGAUCCCCCUUCGUACCAGUUUGGAAGAAAUAGUGGUUAGAGCCCAAAUGACUCCAGCAAUCACUGUUCGCAGUGUCUACAUCCCUCCAGAUUUCCAUUUUCACAACAGACUUUCCAGCAACAUAUGCCAAUGCCUGUUCAUAAUCCAGGAGGCAAUAUUAUACACUACCCGACAGCACCACUGUGGCAACAGCAGCAGCAGCAGCAGCAGCAGCAUCAUCAUCGUCAUCUUCAACAACAACAACAACAACAACAACAACAACAACAACUUUUGGAAGACCAAAAGCAUAGGGAAUACCUUAAACAACAGCAGAAACUGAGGCUUAUUAGUUCUUCAGCCAACAAGGCUGUAAGUGCUGACAAACUCAUCGAAAAUCUGUUGGAAAAGAAAGAAACAUUCCAGCUGAAGUCAAAUACAAGUGCCAAUGCUUCUCAUGUUCAGGUGCCAGUACUUCCAGCUGGUGUUGCUGGUACAUCAUCUCUGCCAGCAAAUUAUGUAGCCGGAAUAUCAACAACACACAAUGUGUCUGUGGCAUCACAGCCAGUCCAUGACAGACAGAAGCUUCCCACUUGGUUGACAGCGUGUUCAAACAGCCUGCCUCCUAUCUACAGCCAUGUGUGGUCACUUGUUUUGGGACCAAAUGGCCUGGCAGAUACUGGUCGACUGUUCCCAGUUCUUAUAACCAGUGGUUUAACUGCUGAUGUUUUGGGCCAUAUCUGGAGUUUAGCUAAUAAAGAGGUACCUGGACAACUCACAGAACUGGAGCUGUACACUGUACUUGCUCUGAUUGCUCUUGCACAGAAUGGAUGCCCGUUCAGCAGUCUUGGUGUAUUGAAUCUCAUACCUCAGGCACCUGUUCCUAACCUGAAUGUUGGUGUUGUGCGCCAAGCAACGGUUGCAGUGGAUUUGCAGUUACCUGGUUCCCAUAGCAAAAUGAAAAGAGAAGAACUGAAUUUGAAAUUAAAUUCUGAGCAUGAUAAUUCAUCACCAAGCUGUAUUGCAAAGGAGACAAAAACUGGAAAUGAAGACUCUGUUGAUGACUUCACUGAUUUCCAGAGUUUUACUGUGGGAACAUCUGUAACUGAAAGAGUUGUUAAUCCUGAUGCAAACAACUCAGAUAAGUUGAGAUAUAAUUCACCUCCCAGUAACAGUUCAGUCCAGAAGAACCAUAGCCUUGAUACAGAAAGCAUAACUCACAAAUGUCCAAAUGUGAUCAUAGUUGGAAAUACAAGUCAUUCACGAGGUAUUGGUAGCAGACUUGCCAAUCAUUCUCUUGGCACUCCAAAACAAACCAAAAUGCGACAUAAACAUCACCAUCACCACCACCAUCAUAGUCACAAAAACAACCAGCUUCCCAUGAAUUCUGUGUCUCCAGCAGCAGAAGAUGAAUUUACUGAUUUCCAACAGGCUGAAACUUCUCUGGCAGAGAAUAAUGUGGAGAAUUUGUCUUCAGGCACUACUUCAACCACUUCUCCGAGUGGUACAUAUGUGCUGAAAGAAAGUGCUAUAAGAGCAGGCAAAAAAUUAACUUCUGUGAUUAGCAGACUGGAAAGUUCAAAUGAAGUCUUAAGAGACAGAUCAAAGGAGCUUGUUACCUCUGCUUCAGGUACUAAUACUACAUCACCAAAUUACAGUGUUGUUAACACCCACAAUACAAAACAAGAUUUGGAGAAGCCAGUAGUUCAUCAAAAUAUGCAACAUGAGGAACAUUCUGUUAAGGAUAUGGCUAAAAAAGUUAAUAAUGUGAGUGAACUGAUGGCAGUUGAAGAAGAUAAAUACAGUGCACUCCGAGAACUAUCAACAGUAGAAAGAGAAUCACCACUCUUAAAUAACACUGGCAGUCUGGACUUGGCUGAUGAUUUUGGAGACUUUGUUACAGCAGAAGUGUCAAGUGAUGACUCUUUUGCUGCCAUUUCUUCAAGAGAUAGUAGUGGAGUAAACAAAGUACCACUUACUCCUCCAUCUGUAUUUAAUGCUUCUCAGACUGCAGAGUUUCCAGUGGAUUGGACAGCUUUUCACAGUUCAGAUCACACAGUUUCUAAAGCUGCUUCUGCUGUUCAAAGUAAAUGUGCUAGUGGUGCUAUGGAUAACAUUUUUAAUUCUCUGCAUACUGCACCGUGCAGUACAGAGGAAUUACACCUUGUGGAUACUCCAGUUUCAGUGAAGUGUUCAAGCUCUGGCCUCAGUGAAAUAGAUAUUUUUUCACCACUUAAAAAGUUAAGUUUAAAUACCAAUUGCAGUACUGCAGAAGAGAAAGUGUUAAGUGUGAGCAGUGAUCUCAAGAUCGAUGGAAAACAGUGCGAUACUAAUGACAAAUCAUUUCUCGAUUGCUUCAGCAUUAUCAAUAGCAAAGACAAUCCAUCAAAGGGAGCAUCACUGUCUGUGUUUGAUGAACCUACCAGAACAGAUAUUUUGUGCAGUGAAACAGUAGAAGAUGAAUUUGGUGACUUUGUUGGUACUGAUGUUCGUUCUGGAGAGCCAAGCAGUUGUGUGAGCAAAGAAUUCCCUUCUGACAAUCAGCCAUCUGCAGUAACCAAGGAUAUUUUAUAUGACACACAUUCUGUAAGCAGCUUGGAAUUUCCUACUUUCUCUCUUAGUAGACAUGGAUCACUACCAAGCUUGGACCUUAAAGUAUAUCCCUCAGGAUCUGAGCAACCUGGUGCUUCUCAUUCACAAAAUGUGUCACCACAGGCAGUGGAACACCAAGUCACUGAAUGGUGUCGAUGUGUACAGAGCUGUCUGAGUCUUCUCCAGGCAGCCCUAAAUUUAUUUUCUUCAGUCACAUCUGAAGAAGUGUUAGAAGAAGUGCUACACAUUGGUGAAGGGAAAGAUUAUCUAAACAAUCUGUUGGAGGUAUAUGGUGUCUGUCAGAGGGUGAAGCAUGCCUUUAAACUUACAUCUGCUGAAUCAAAGAAGCUGGAAUCUCUGUUUUGUGAAGUUGACCAAGUUUGGGAUGGUCUUCAUGUAUAUUAUUACAAGGCUGAUAUCUCGGUCCAUCGGGAACUGCCAUCUUUAGAUUUCGCUGAUAAUCCUGUUUGUGGUAUAUGUCUCACAGCCAUGGAGGGAGGGAGUGGCAAUACAAGUGCUCUCGAAUAUGGAGGUCAGCUCUACCAUGCAGCAUGUGCCAAUCUAUGGGUCAAUUGUGUGGAGUGUAGUUUGCCCUGCUUGGCAAACUCAUUGCUGUGAACACACAAUUCCCUGAGAUGUUUAAAGGCAUCAGUAUUAUUUAUGUUUAAUGAAAAUAGUUUCUGUUUUGUCAAAAGCUGUACUUAACCUAUUGUGAUUGUUUACUUUAUUCUGUGAAAUGUGUAGCCAUGUAUAAUUUCACAUAAAUUUGUGAGUUGACGCCACAUAUCUGCAAAGACUUUUUCACCUAGUCAUGUAGACAAUAUACUGUGAUGAGUUAUAAUAAUCAGGUUCUGGAGACAAUAUAUUAUCAUAGUAAUUACUCCUAUAAGGGAGUGCAGCAUAUGAAUGAAGUGAGUACUCAGUGCUGUUUUUGUAUUCUGGAGGAAUGUGGCACAUGGUACUAUUAUGCCAAAAAUGAGUAAUCUUCACUGUAGAUAGGUGAUUUAAUUUCUGACUAGAAGAAGGUGAAAGAUCAGUUUGAGAUUCAGUGAAAUUGUUGAUAGUUUCUGAAAUAUUUAUUUUUGUAGUGUUAGUGCUAAUUAUUGGCUCUAAAACUUCAUCAGCUGUUAUCACUUUUAGGUGUGACUAUUCAUGAAAGGAGAAUGAACCUUCCAUAAUUUUGCUCUGUUCAUCUGCUGUUCUUAGGAGUCAUCACAAAUUAACGGUCCUGAGAAACUGAUGGUGCAGUAAUGAAAACUUUACUUUUCACAUCAACAAACAGUAAAAUCAUGUGAUCAAUUUCUUAUCUCUCAAAGUUGUGUCUGCAUUUUUUCCCUUCUCAAUUAAUACAUUAUAUCUAUUUAUUUUAUGAAUGAUGGUAACAUUUGCAAGUUGUGUAGAUGUCUAGUGCAACAUAAAUUGAUUUUGUUAAAGAUAUGUUGUCGGUAAGGAAAAUAUGAGUACGAAGAACAUGAUUUUUGUUGUCCAUUAUAUUAAAGAUAGCUUAUCAGAAAGACUUAUUAGUUUUUGAAAGUCAGCUACACAGAGUUACUCAAAAGUACCUCCAGGGUUUCAGUAGAUGGCGUUGUGGAAACUACAAAACAUACAGAUAAUAGAUACACAUCAGUGGAUAGAGCAUCUCUCCAAGUUCUUAACUCACAUUACAGGUGCUCAAUAUAGGCAUCAUUUGUGGUACAACAAAUAGCAAUGUGAGUGGAAGGGCACGUGCAAGCAAUUAAUUGAAGUUGCUACUGCCCAGGAAGGCAUGACGACAGCAGCCCACUUCAGAAAUCCGUUCGCGAUGUUGCCUCCCUACAGGUGCAGACUAAUUCAGUGUGACAAUACGGAGCCCGUGAUUUGUAUUCAUGUUCUGACAAAGCUACCGUUAGUGGCUCUGCAAUCAAAUCUCAGCACAUAUUAUGAAUUUACAUUUGCAGAGAUGCUCUAUCCAUUGAUACGUGUUUAUUUUCAGUAUGUCUUGUAGUUUCCCACACAGCCAUUUUCUGUAGCCCUGGAGGUGCUUACAAAUAAACCUGUAUCAUAAAGAUCAUUUAUGAAUUUUGUAACAUUCAAAUUCGAAUAAAAAGUUUUGAACUUU
This is a messenger RNA of Schistocerca nitens (vagrant locust), 5126 nucleotides long. RefSeq names its product synergin gamma-like. NCBI's taxonomy places the organism in Eukaryota, Metazoa, Arthropoda, Insecta, Orthoptera, Acrididae. The coding region runs from base 584 to 3646 and encodes 1020 amino acids. The record is from RefSeq and is a predicted model, not a curated record. Gene Ontology annotation, cellular component: clathrin coat of trans-Golgi network vesicle. Gene Ontology annotation, molecular function: protein binding. The transcript is spliced from 9 exons.